Molecule: messenger RNA, 3853 nt
Organism: Folsomia candida
Lineage: Eukaryota; Metazoa; Arthropoda; Collembola; Entomobryomorpha; Isotomidae
Product: cap-specific mRNA (nucleoside-2'-O-)-methyltransferase 1
Exons: 15
Coding region: 132-2882 (916 amino acids)
Biological process (GO): 7-methylguanosine mRNA capping
Cellular component (GO): nucleus; cytoplasm
Molecular function (GO): methyltransferase cap1 activity
Source: RefSeq, a predicted model, not a curated record
GAGUCACGACUGCUCACGAGGCUGAGAGAAAGAUAAACAGCACAAUUUCCUCAGUAAUUUUAACAUGUGAUAUGUGACAUUUUUCAAAAAAGUGGGAGCAGAGGAUAGGUUUUGUACGACAUUCAUUGAAAAUGUCUCGCAGGAGCAUGGAAGCAUCAAGUGAUUCGGAUAGUGAUGAAGAUGGUACUAAUUUUAAGAGGAGGAAAAUAUCAAGUUCCGAAAGCAGGAAUGGUAGUAGAGAUGUUAUAAAGGCCAAGUCAGUGCUUCAAGAGCCAUUGCCCAACUUUACGGCAUCAUGUCAUUUGAAACAGCUUCCAUCACCAAACUGGACCGCUAAGCGUACAUAUUUUGAUCGAGAUAACCCUGAGGACAACCCAUGUCCGGUAGUAGUACCAUCGCGACCUGAACGAGGAAGAAAUGGUACUAAUACUGACUACAAUGCAAAUGGGAAUGGUGUAAUACCUCAUCCGCAUGAGCACUUGUCUGCCAGGGAAAUUUCAAAUUUUAUGGGAUUUGGGAAAGGGAAGGGUCUAGCCAAUUAUUUAGCCGAAGUUGAUACGUUGACUGGUCCCAAAUUUUCGAUCGAAGAAUUUGACGAUAAAGUAAACGUGCUUGGAAUCUGUCUAGCUGAUAUGGAGCUCCAAAGCGUGGACGAUGUGUCGGUAAAGGAAAGCAUCAAAUGGAUUAUUUCUGAUGACAAACCCACGUUGACUUUUGACAUGUUGGUAAAAGGGAGAAAAGUUGGAACACAAGUAACCUCUAUUGAAAUUGACCCUGACAACGCCUUCAUUGAUCCUCACUUGUAUGAUGAAUUAAUAGAAUGCAAGAAACUAUUUCAAAACUUGAGCAAAAAUGAUUAUCAGAUUGUGAGGAGCAAAGGUAAUUUAUUCGAAAAAUUGAACAAAGGACCCUUCUUGUGUCGAGCAGCAAUGAAGAUUGCGAACCUUGAUGUUGUUCUCAAUCACGAACUCACCCAGCCAGUGACUAGAGCUGGACAUCGGGUUUUAAGCAUGCGUGACUUAUUUUACUUUGCUGAUGUAUGUGGUGGUCCUGGAGGAUUUACAGAAUACAUUUUAUGGAAAAAGAAAUGGGAGGCAAAAGGAUUUGGGUUGACUUUGAAAGGAGAAGUAGACUUUGAUAUUACAAAUUUCCUCGUUGAAACCGAGACAUUUCAAACAUUUUAUGGGGAAGCCAAUGACGGCAAUAUUUACAAUCCUGUUAACGUCUCGAGUUUUAUCCAGCAUGUAAUCGCUAACACCGGGAAAAAAGGGGUUCACCUCAUGAUGGCAGACGGAGGCUUCUCGGUGACACAGAGAGAGAAUAUGCAAGAAGUACUGUGUCAUCAAAUCAUUUUAUCACAAAUUUAUGUUGCACUCGCGAUUGUCCGAGUCGGCGGACACGCAGUAUGCAAACUUUUUGACGUAGUCACACCUUUCACUGCGGCUCUUAUAUACUUAAUGUAUUACUGUUUCGAGUCUGUGACCAUUCAUAAACCACUGGCAAGUCGCCCUGCAAAUUCGGAACGGUAUUUGAUUUGUAAAUGGAAAAAAUCGGAGAAGGUAACAUCACACAUCACUAGCUAUCUUGGGGACUGUCACCAGAAAAUGUGGAUGUACAUGAAUGGUGGCAAUAAGGAGGCUAUUUUGGAACUUGUUCCUGUCACACUCCUUGCAAGUGUUUUAGAUCCAUUUUAUAUUUAUCUUCGGGAUUGUAACAACAGGAUUGCGCGUAGUCAAAUUGUGACCCUUAAACGAAUGGUUGCUUUUGUGAAAGACAGGACCCUGAACAAUAAUGAAAUGCAGGAGGAAGCGAGGAUAAAGGCAAUAAAACAUUGGGGUAUUCCUAAAGAACUUCCUGCACCAGCAAUGUUUAAGACGCCGGACAACGGUUGCAAAGCGGUUAUGCAGGAACUACCAUUGACCAUGCUAAGACGUCCAGAAAAAGAUCUAGCGCCUGAAAAUAUCGAAUUGUUAUUCAAGUCGGCAUAUGAUUGGCGUUUUGUGCCGACGACGGGAUUUAAGAAAGUAUCGAAUCGAGGAUUUUACUUGUCACUUGGACAAGGUUCACUAUAUAGAUACCAUGAGUCGCAAUGGGUUUCUGUUCCACAAUUCGCCCAGAAGCUUCUGAUGCCGUCCAACACUCUUGUGUAUGGGGAGUUUGGAAAUGAAAUAUAUGGAAACUCUGGCGCAGAGCAGACCGUAAUCCCAGUCUUUCACAUUAUUGAUGCAUUAAUGUUAGGGGGUAUGGAUUUACGGAAUGUGCAUUGUACACAAAGGCAAGAAAUGAGCGUGAAAUUUGCAGAAGCUCACACAAUGCCUGGAACGUUACAAAUUCGGGCAAAAGCUUUAAUUCGCAUGGAACAUUUGGCAAUGUUCAUUCAAAAACUGCAAUAUCGGCUCGUGAAAGGUGCCGGCAAUGGAGCCAGAGUUGUGUGCCCCCUCGACAUGACGAAUCCUGACUCUCCGUUUAUAAUUCCCAGUGGACUAUUGUUCUUAAAAAUUACUAAAGAUCCGUGGCAAAUGGCUUUGAAUUUUCAAAGCCAUAAAAAGUUUUUUUUCAACACAGUAUCUGGAGUUUCAAAUGAUCACAUCCCUGGAGAUGCCAUAUCUGGGUUCUUUCACACAAUGGGGAACCGAGUGUUGUGGACCUGGGAUAGCGAAACAAAUGUCACUGUAACAAAAUUGGAUGCAGAUGAUCCUCGAAUCAAUUAUUUUUCCCAAACUCGUGUACACACAUGUAAUUUGGUGUCUUUCAUCAAUUACAUGAUUCGACAACGCCCAUCAGUAACACCACCAAAAACUACGCUUUACAUUGGAGCUCAGAAAUCGACAAAACAGGACGGAGCUGAGACACCAACUUCCUCAGGCUUGAAGAAUAUGUGAUAAUGACAAUGCCACAUUUAACGUAGUUUUAGAAUUUAAAAAAAUUGGUUUAGAUUAAAUUAUUUAAUUUAUUCAUUAGUCUAUUUUUUUCUAAAAGAUACAACCAGGAGUCAUAACUUUCAAAGCAAUACUAACAUAAUAUGUGAUAUUUUUGUUGAAAAUAGGGCAUGACAAUAUUAGUACAUAUUAUUAGUCAGAUUUAGGUUUAAUUUUUAAACGGGUAAUACGUACUGUACUGGUGCAGAACUUUGUCAUGAGGGUUAUUAGCCAUAAGACUGACGAGCAUGAUUCUCAUUGUUUAAUUUUACAGUAGAAAAUUGUAUUAUAAUAACCUUGACUUUUUUGUAAUACUAGUAUUGUUGAGUAUAAAUUAUAUUUUCUUGUAGCAUGCUCACUGAAAUAUGCAAAACGUAUUUUGCAUAGCCGACGUAUUUACUGUAUUUGUUUAACUAUACAAUUGUAUACGGUGACACACAAGGCCAGUUUACCUCGUGAUGCACUCUGGAUAACAAAAACUCGUCUCAUGAGUUUUUUUUAUAUAUUAUGCUAUGCAAUUAUUGUUGGCUUUGCUAGUCAACUUUCUAAUGGUGAUGGCAUUGCAAUGCAACCCAUUAACUAUCACUACUCGAGGUGCUCUUUCAUUUAUGUUCAUUAUAUUUACUUAUGCAGAUAGAGUGUCCCGAGUUGGGUCGGAGAGUAUAACGAAUGUUUAGUAAUAGUGUUGUUAAAGGGUAAAGUAGUCGAGUUGACCAAUAUCAACGUGUUUUCUUCUAUCAUGAUGGGCAGGAUUGCGUAAUAUGUACAAAAACGUGUGUUUGAGAGAUAAGAGUUUAGGAAAGUUGACCAUUCCUUAGUUGUGCUCUCUUCCAGUAUCAGCUUUGGCCUCCUAAGUCGUCUUUUAUUUUUGUAAUUGAACAAAUAUACAUUGAGCACUUUUCAAUAAAUGGACAAGCAUCCACUUUGUUACAUUA